Molecule: messenger RNA, 1719 nt
Organism: Entrophospora sp. SA101
Lineage: Eukaryota; Fungi; Glomeromycota; Glomeromycetes; Entrophosporales; Entrophosporaceae
Source: the annotation of a GenBank genome assembly
AUGAAAUAUAUUUUAGUAUCAGGAGGCGUAAUGUCUGGAAUUGGUAAAGGUAUCUUUGCCUCCUCAUUAGGUUUCUUGUUAAAAACCCAUGGUUUAAGAGUCACUGCAAUAAAAAUUGACCCUUACAUGAAUAUUGAUGCUGGAACUAUGAGUCCUAUUGAGCAUGGUGAAGUGUUUGUGUUGAAUGAUGGUGGCGAAGUGGAUCUCGAUCUUGGUAACUAUGAAAGAUUCUUGGAUGUUACUCUUACAAGAGAUAAUAAUAUUACCACUGGAAAGAUAUAUCAAAAAGUUAUUAACAGAGAAAGAAAAGGCGAGUAUCUUGGAAAGACUGUUCAAGUGGUACCACAUAUAACUGACGCAAUUCAAGAAUGGAUUGAAAAUGUAUCCAAAAUACCUGUAGACUCAAGUGGUCAAGAACCUGAUGUUUGUAUAAUUGAGUUGGGUGGUACAGUUGGUGAUAUUGAAUCUGCACCAUUUAUUGAAGCAAUGCGACAAUUUCAAUUUCAUGUUGGGCAUGGAAAUUUUGCUUUGGCUCAUGUUUCAUUGGUUCCUAUAGUUGGUCCAGUUGGUGAACAAAAAACAAAACCUACUCAGGCCACAGUCAGAGAAUUAAGAGCUUUAGGAUUGUCACCUGAUUUGAUUGCAUGUCGUUGUUCACAAUCAUUAAAUCCCGAUGUUCGAAGAAAGAUAUCAAUGUUUUGUCAUGUUGGACCAGAACAAGUUGUUUCAGUAAAGGAUGUAUCUUCAACAUACCAUGUUCCAUUGCUUUUAUCAGAACAAGGAAUAUUGACCUUUUUUAUUAGACGGCUUAGUCUGAAUACUAUUAAUAUCAAACAAGAGCGUCGUAACAAUGGUUUACAUUUGUUGAGGGAAUGGAUAGUGUUGACUGAAGAUCAUGACCGCCUUUCAAAACCUGUUACAAUAGUCAUUGUUGGUAAAUAUACCACACUUCAAGACUCUUAUCUUUCUAUUAUAAAGGCACUUGAACACUCUGGAAUGAAAUGUGAAAGAAGACCAAUAAUUAAAUGGGUAGAAGCUACAGAUUUGGAACAGAAUGAUGAAGCAGAUAAAUAUCAAGAAGCAUGGAGAGUUUUAAGAUCUGCAAAUGGUAUUCUCGUUCCUGGCGGAUUUGGAAAUCGUGGUAUCGAGGGUAAAAUUUCAGCAGCAAAAUGGGCACGUGAAAAUAAGAUUCCUUAUUUAGGAAUAUGCCUUGGUAUGCAAAUUGCUGUAAUUGAAUUUGCACGUAAUGUUUGUAAGAUGACAGAUUCAGAUUCUGAAGAAUUUAAUCCAAAAGCCACUAACCAAGUCAUAAUUAAUAUGCCAGAAAUUUCUACAACCUGCUUAGGUGGUACCAUGAGACUAGGUUUAAGACCAACAGUCUUUCAACCAAAAACAGAAUUGUGGUCAAAAAUGCGCAAAUUGUAUGAAAUUAUGAACGUGACAGAGAUUGAUACUGGUAUUGUGCAAGAACGUCAUCGUCAUCGUUAUGAAGUUAAUCCUAAAUACGUUAAAAAUUUUGAAUCAUGGGGAUUAAACUUCAUUGGACGUGAUGAAACUGGACAAAGAAUGGAAAUAAUGGAAUACCGAAAUCAUCCAUUCUUUGUUGGUACACAAUAUCAUCCAGAAUAUCUUAGCAGACCGCUUAAACCCUCACCAGCAUUCCUUGGUUUUGUGUCAGCAUCGGCGGGAUUGACAAUUGAAUCAUCAUUCAAAAAUUAA